Messenger RNA from Saccostrea echinata, 1822 nucleotides. RefSeq lists its product as uncharacterized. NCBI's taxonomy places the organism in Eukaryota, Metazoa, Mollusca, Bivalvia, Ostreida, Ostreidae. Bases 64 to 984 code for a protein of 306 amino acids. The record is from RefSeq and is a predicted model, not a curated record. The transcript has 2 exons.
GCGUAUAUAUGGGGUAUGAUUUCAGCCAUGUAUUUUGGCAUGAUAUAAAUCAAGGGUCAUUUCAUGGCCUGUGGCAUACUAGUAACUUUAGAUAUAUUUUUUACAGUCUUAUUUGGAAGCUGCAAAAUGAGGAAGGCCCAAAGAACAAAGGACAAGGAGGAAAGGCCUGCAAAGAGGAGAAAAACAGGGACAGAAGAAAGCCAAAUGGUACUUGACAUAACUCAAAAUGUGACUGUGACUGUCCUUGCGGAGCUUCAAAAAGCAGGUAUUUUGCUGAAGACUCCUACCACUGACUCUACUUCUCUGAGUGACAAUGCCAAAUCUACUUCCACAGAAACACUGCCAGGAAAAACAACAGCAUCAAACGCCACAAAGGAAACCGCAUCUAAGGAGACUCCGAUAGAGCAACCCCAAGAGGAUGUUGUAGAACUACCUGCCUCAUCAAUCCCAGGUAAAAGAGUUUCUACAUUUGGCACCAGAUGCACGAAAAGAGCCGUCAGCAAUUCCGGAAGAACUGAUGCCAAACAACUUUUGGACAACAUUGCAAAAUUGGCCUCAGCUGCAUUAGCCCCUUCUACAAAACUUACUUACAAAAGAGCAUGGACAACAUUUGAUACUUUCUGUGUGUCCUUUAAGAUACCCAACACUGUUCCAUUGAGUGUAACUACAGUUGCUCUUUUUGUGUCAUAUUUGUUUCAAGAAACCUUCUCUCCCAGAACAAUUUCAACAUAUUUGUCUGCAAUAGCUUAUGUUCAUAAGAUGUUGAACUUUGAAGAUCCAACUCUUUCAUUUUUCAUUCAAAAGCUAGUGGCAGGGUCUUAUCGACUAGGCAAUACAUUUGAUAUUCGUUUACCUAUUACGACGAAUAUACUGAAUCGUCUUCUUGACAUUAUCCCAGACGUUAUUAACAAUAAGUAUACACAACAUUGUUCAAAGCAUUAUUUUUGUUUGCAUUUUCAUCAUUUGCUAGAACAGGAGAGCUGAUAUGUGCGGCCCCAGAAAAAGCUAGUGAUGUAGUACAAUUAGCAGAUGUAACAAUUUCCUCCGUUAAAGGUAAAAUUACUGCUAUACAUGUGUGUUUCAAAAAAUUCAAACAUAACUUUGAUGGUGUACCAAAGGUCAUCUCCUUUGCUCAUGGUGAUUGUAAAAUUUCAGCUAUAUCAGCAACCACUGAUUAUUUGAAAGUUAGACCUAAUUGUCAAGGCCCAAUGUUUGUUUCCAAUACAGGAUCAUCAAUCCUGCGUACCACUUUUGACAGAACUUUGCAGAGUUGCUUACGCCUUUGUAAUUUGGAUAGUACACGUUAUAAAGGCCAUAGUUUUCGUAUCGGGGCUGCUACUGUAGCAGCAGAGAAAGGCCUAUCUGAUGCCCAAAUUAGGUCAAUGGGUAGGUGGCAUUCAAAUGCUUUCUUAAAGUAUAUCCGCUCUAAUUUGUAAGGAUUACCACAAAUUGUACCAUGACAAUGAGUUUUCCCCUGCUUACCCAUAUAUAUAUAACCUGUUUUACUAAAAUGCCAAGUUACCUGCUUGGGCUGGUAGCUUUCAUUUAUUUCAUCUGUUAGAAGAUUAUUCUGUUUCCUGUAGGGUAUGGAACCAGUUUUUCAUUUUUGUUGCCUGACAUUUGUGAUCUGAAAGUUGCUUGCUGGGGCCAGCAACUUUCCUUGUUUGGAACAUGAAAGACUAUAAAACAUCACAAUUCCCCCAUUUUAAGUUAACUGUAUAAUGACUUGUUACUUGCUUGGGGCUAGUAACUUAAUGUAUAUAAUACCUCAGUGCACAGUUUUUGUUUUCUUCCUUAGAGUUUACCUGAUCUAGUCAUUAGU